Messenger RNA from Sphaeroforma arctica JP610, 703 nucleotides. RefSeq lists its product as hypothetical. NCBI's taxonomy places the organism in Eukaryota, Ichthyosporea, Ichthyophonida. The record is from RefSeq and is a predicted model, not a curated record. The coding region runs from base 41 to 673 and encodes 210 amino acids. The transcript has a single exon.
ACUUAUUGACGACAAUUGUAAUUUCUCAAAUAUACACAUUAUGAUGAACCAAGUUGGCCAACAAUACAGCACUUACGGGAAUCCGCUAAGGAACCUGGUUAAGCGACCCCAUAAAUCUGACAAGUCAACUCCGAGACCAGCAGAUCUCACCAAUGUAUUGAGCAUACAUAGUGUGAGUAGUGGAGACUGCUCCUUCGAUUCCUUUGAUUCGCUCGCUCACUCAAGGAUAAAAAUUCCCAGAUCACAGACACGCAGGCCGUCCGUGCAUACUCAUGGUCCGGAGGUAGAUCCCAAGGUGCUAAUUGACACACUAACGUUCUACCCUGGCUAUAGAGGAUACGUCGCGGGCAUUGUGAAGAGCAAAAAAGCAGCCGGGGGCUACUUUGUCAAGAUGCAGCGCCGUACAGCCAUUCUUGUAAGUGCGGACGAGUAUGGAGUGGUUAUUCUGUCAAAUGAUGACGCAAGUUUGCAAUGUAGGAUAAAUUGGCCCGAGCUGGCUGAUAUAGAUCAUGUGCACACAGAUGGGACAUCCACGCCAUUGCGCAAACGGAAGCGCAACAACUAUAUAGCACUACGGUUGAAGGAUGGUUCGGUAUACGUUAUUAAUUCGCUGCAAACGCCGGAACUACACAUGCUAAUAAUGGACACUUAUUCCAAUAAGGUUAUAAUGUAGGGGUUAAGAAGUAUAAAUAAAAAAUAAAAU